Sparassis crispa is the source of this 1503-nucleotide messenger RNA. RefSeq names its product aminotransferase. Bases 1 to 1503 code for a protein of 500 amino acids. Gene Ontology annotation, biological process: biosynthetic process. The transcript is spliced from 14 exons. Gene Ontology annotation, molecular function: pyridoxal phosphate binding. The record is from RefSeq and is a predicted model, not a curated record. NCBI's taxonomy places the organism in Eukaryota, Fungi, Basidiomycota, Agaricomycetes, Polyporales, Sparassidaceae.
AUGUCCCACACGCCGUCUGGCAGGUCCACCCCCCUUUCCUUCAGAGGCGUCGUUCACGACGUCAUGAAGCACUACAAGCACGAGAAAGAGUCGGAAGCACACAGAAUCUUCCGUGACUCUGCAGGACACAAGCCUAAGGGUAUAUUACCCCAGACAAUAAACCCAGACGAAGAAACAGUCCCGGGUAUUCGGCACCCAGGCAGCACUGGUGUGAUCUACUGCUCAGAUCGUGCCAUGGCCAAUGGCUUCUCAUACGCAUCCUCACAUAAAUGGGCCAACCUUGGGCAGGGUGCUCCGGAGGUGGGCCCUAUACCAGAUGCUCCGCCAAAACCACAGAGCAUCCCGAUUCCGGAGGAUUCGCUCGAAUAUGCACCCACUACUGGUGUGAAAGCACUACGCGAGGCCGUUUCAAACUUGUACAAUCAGACGUAUCGCCGGGGUAAGCUCAGCCAGUACACAUACGAAAAUGUUUGCAUAGUUCCGGGCGGUCGUUCCGGCCUGUCUCGCGUUGCUGCUGUGAUUGGCAAUGUGUAUUGUUCAUACCAGGUCCCGGACUACACAGCAUAUGAUCAAGUCUUGAGUGCGUUCAGGCGCCUGGUUCCGGUUCCCACAGCGCUUGAAGCUGAUAACGAUUACCGUCUGGACCUCGCGCAAACUCGAAAAGACAUCAAAACUCAAGGUCUUGAAGUGAUCAUUGCAUCUAACCCGCGGAACCCCACAGGGCAGGUUAUCCGAGACGAUGACUUGAAGGCGCUCGUCGAUCUAUCCCGGGAGGCAGGCACUACACUUAUUCUUGACGAGUUCUACUCGUGGUACAUCUAUCCCGAGAAAGACGAGGACUAUGGGAAGUCAGUUUCAUCUGCGGCUUACAUUGACGAUGUCAACCAGGACCCGGUUGUUAUCGUCGAUGGAUUGACCAAGAACUGGCGUCUGCCGGGUUGGCGUGUUUGCUGGGUCCUCGGGCCCAAGAACCUUAUUACAGCCUUGUCCCAGGCAGGUUCUUUCCUGGACGGUGGAGCUAACCAUCCUCUGCAGCUGGCAGCUAUUCCCUUACUGGAACCCAGCCGCGUCGAACAGGAGAAGCUUGCGCUGCAAAGGCACUUCAAGAUGAAGCGUGACCACGUCCUGAAGAGGCUGGAGCAGCUUGGUCUCAAAGUGAAAUGCCCGCCCAAGGCGACGUUCUACAUCUGGCUCGACCUGGAGGACCUCCCGGCACCCUUGAACAACGGUUUGACGUUCUUCGAAGAGCUGCUGAAGGAGAAGACGAUCGUCAUUCCUGGCAUCUUCUUUGACAUCAACCCUGCUCACCGCCGCAACCUGUUCAACUCGUCUUGCCACCACUUCGUGCGAUUGUCUUUCGGUCCGCCGCUCAAGGACCUUGACAUGGGUCUGGCAGCCAUAGAGCGUAUCGUGAGAAAGGCAAAGAGGGAGGGCAUGCAUGUCUUUGGACACAACUACAAGCAGAGCGCGAAAAAGUCUAUACACCUGGAGCGCAUGGUUUGA